AUGGACAAGUCAUGGAUGACCCAAAAUAGGAUGUCAAGAGAAUAUGAUUUAGGAGUCGAAAGGUUCAUUAAAUUUGGGUUGAGUCAUGCCAAAGGUGUUAAUUCAAUUAGAUGUCCAUGUUUGAAUUGCGGCAAUCGUUUACUUAAGGAUGUCUCAACAGUUCGGUAUCAUCUGUAUGCCAAUGGAAUUGAUAAGAGUUACAAGGUAUGGUUCUGGCAUGGUGAAGAAUUGAACUCAGAUAACGUUGCCAACCCGAUGGAAAAUAUAGUGGAUGAAACUGAUGAAAACGACGAUUUAUUUAAUACAAUUAAUAUGGUUCAAUCUGUUCAAGAACAAUCUUGUAAUGCAUCAAAUACCUUCGACACUAUGUUUGAUGACGCGAAGAAACCCUUAUACCCAGGAUGUAAGCAAUUCACAAAGUUAUCAGCCCUCGUGAGAUUGUAUAACCUGAAGGUUAGGUAUGGUUGGACGAAUACUAGCUUCUCUGAAUUGCUGUCCAUAAUAAGUGAUCUAUUACCUGAUAACAAUGAAAUUCCAUGUUCUUUGUACGAAACCAAGAAAACACUUGGUGCCCUAGGACUGAGUUACCAAAAGAUUGAUGCAUGCCCUAAUGAUUGCUGCUUGUACAGAAAAGAAUAUGAAAAGUUGACCAAGUGCCCUAAGUGUGGUUUGUCAAGGUGGAAGAUCGCUAAGAACUCAAAAAAGGAAAAAAGUGGUGUGGCUGCUAAGCAGAUGUGGUACUUUCCAAUAAUUCCAAGAUUUAUAAGAAUGUUCAAGAGAUCUGAAAAUGCUAAGAACUUGCGUUGGCAUGCGAUAGAUAGACAAGUUGAUGGUGUUUUGAGACACCCGGCUAACACUCCAUCAUGGAGGUUGAUAGACCACAUGUGGCCAACCUUUGGGUCAGAAUCGAGAAUCUCCGUUUGGGUUUGUCUAGUGAUGGAAUUAACCCAUUUGGAGAUAUGUCGACGACGUACAGUUGUUGGCCCAUCAUCACUACAAUAUACAACCUUCCACCAUGGCUGUGUAUGA
Molecule: messenger RNA, 1029 nt
Organism: Cucumis sativus (cucumber)
Lineage: Eukaryota; Viridiplantae; Streptophyta; Magnoliopsida; Cucurbitales; Cucurbitaceae
Exons: 1
Coding region: 1-1029 (342 amino acids)
Source: RefSeq, a predicted model, not a curated record